This is a messenger RNA of Capsella rubella, 1141 nucleotides long. RefSeq lists its product as uncharacterized. The record is from RefSeq and is a predicted model, not a curated record. Lineage: Eukaryota; Viridiplantae; Streptophyta; Magnoliopsida; Brassicales; Brassicaceae. The transcript is spliced from 6 exons. The annotation marks the transcript as partial.
AGUGAAGAUGGAGAUAUAAUAGAUUGUAUCGAUAUCUACAAACAACAUGCCUUUGAUCAUCCCGCUUUAAAGAACCACAAGAUUCAGAUGAAACCGAGUAUGGAGUUUGAGGCAAAGACAACCACUAUUCAAAACAACCGUUUCGAUGAACAGAUAACAUCUCAGAUUUGGACCAAAUCUGGAGACUGUCCGGAUGGGACAAUACCGGUUCGUAGGGUUAGCCGAGAAGACAUAAGAAGAGCCUCUUCACCGUCUCGUUUUGGUAAAAAAGCUCGUCGUACGUAUAGUUUUCUCGACAACGCACUUCAGCACAAGGGCAAUUUCAAUAUAACUGCUGAAAACGUAAAAUAUCCACGCCCAAUAUCCAUAUCGGAGGCAGUCCUUGUCGCCCUAGGGUUCAAUUAUCUUGGCGCUAGAUCCGAUAUAAAUGUUUGGAAUCCUCCAUUGGUUGAGGCUAAAGAUUAUAGCUCUGGUCAGAUAUGGCUUCUUGCUGGACUCUCCGAUGCAUUUGAAAGCGUAGAAGCUGGUUGGGCGGUGAAUCCAAACGUUUUUGGCGACUUAAGCACACGUCUCUUCAUCUACUGGACUAGCGAUGGAUACGGUCAAACAGGGUGCUUCAACCACUUAUGCUCCGGUUUUGUGCAAAUAUCUCCCAAGAUUGCGUUAGGUGCAGCAAUAGAACCCGUUUCGCAUGUCUCGCAAAAACAAUAUUACUUCACCGCCAGCAUUAUGAUGGAUCUAAACACAAGGAAUUGGUGGCUGACUUGCGCAAACAACGUGAUAGGUUAUUGGCCCGCGUCACUCUUUGGCUACCUCAAACAUAGCGCAACCGCUGUGCAGUGGGGUGGGGAAGUCCAUAGCCCUAACUUGCGGAGGAAGCCACACACAUUAACUUCAAUGGGGAGUGGAAGAAUGGCAGCUGACUCGUGGCAAAAAGCUUCUUACCACACAAACAUGAGGAUCAAGGACUAUUCUUUGUUUGUAAAAUACCCCAAGUAUAAAUCUGAGUACUCUGAUGAAAAAUACUGUUAUUCUACAAAUCUGGAGACAACGUUAUUUUCAGAGCCGCACUUCUACUUUGGAGGACCUGGCCACAAUUCUCGUUGUCCUUAAUUAAUCUCAUGUUUGAUUUUGUCAAUGA